AUGACUCAUUUUGUCUUUAAAAACAAAAAAACUCAGACAAAAGAAUGUCGAUGUAACGCGAGAGAAGCCUCGCGAGUGUACGCGGAACGUUUCCCGAAUCGGGCUCACCCGCAUCCGCAGUUAUUCACGCGUUUGCAUCAACGCCUUAGAACACAGAAUCGAUUGACACCAGAAGGAUCUGAGGGAAGGCCGCAUGAAGUGACAAAUAUUGCCGCUGAAGAAGAUAUUUUAGAACAAGUGGAGGACGAUCCGACAACGAGCUGUCGAGCACUUGAAAAAGCAAUCGGCGUCUCGAAAUCGACAAUAAAUCGGAUAAUCCGUUCUAAUCUUUUCCAUCCGUAUCAUUAUACACCGGUCCAUAAGCUUCAUCCAGGGGAUGCAGAAUUGCGUACACAGUUCUGUCGAGAGUUUCUGGCCUUGGUGUAUCAGCAUGAAAAUUUCUUGAUCAAUAUCUUGUGGACAGACGAAAGCCUGUUCACAAGAGAAGGUCUUUUUAACCAGCAUAAUUUGCAUUAUUAUGCUGACGAAAAUCCCUUCGUAACAAGGGUAAGAAAUUUUCAGCAUCGCUGGAAAGUGAACGUAUGGGGAGGAAUUGUCGGAAAUCAGAUUCUUAUUUAUCAGCUUCCGGAUGUCCUUAGGGGUGAACAAUACGCUACAUUCCUCGAGGAGGCGCUUCCAGAUUUGUUGGACGACGUCCCUCUUGCAGCUCGACCUCGUUGGUUCCAGCAAGAUGGAGCACCACCGCAUAAUAUUCGGCGUGUAAGAGAGUAUCUUAACGCUCAGUUUCCUGGACGUUGGUUUGGUGCUGGCGGUCCGCUCCGCUGGCCUCCACGUUCUCCUGAUCUUUCACCCUUAGACUUCUUCCUUUGGGGUUACCUAAAAGAAAAAGUUUAUGCGAAGCAGCCAGAAAACGUGGAGGAAGUGGUUGCUCGAUUGCAUGCUGCAGUAGCAACGGUGGAUGCCGAAAUGCUUCUUCAUGUAAGGAACGAAGCCGUCCGGAGAGCUCAUGCUUGCCUAGAAGCCAACGGGGAACAAUUUGAGCACACCCCCUAA
Monomorium pharaonis (pharaoh ant) is the source of this 1053-nucleotide messenger RNA. RefSeq lists its product as uncharacterized. The coding region runs from base 1 to 1053 and encodes 350 amino acids. The transcript has 3 exons. NCBI's taxonomy places the organism in Eukaryota, Metazoa, Arthropoda, Insecta, Hymenoptera, Formicidae. Gene Ontology annotation, molecular function: nucleic acid binding. The record is from RefSeq and is a predicted model, not a curated record.